UUGCAUUAUGUAACUGUAGCACAGACCUUCCAGUUUGACAGAAAUACCUCAGCAGUGUGUUAAGCUGAACGUCUUGAAAUGCUCAGGCUGGCUGGCUUUUUCCCUUUCCCCCCUCUCUGCGCGCUCUCUCCCUUUCUCUGCCUCAUGCACGCACACACACGCGCGCGCUCUCUCUCUCUGUCUUUCUCCCUCUCUCUCAAAGGCAGGAAAUACUUUUCAGGCAAUCUGGGCCUGGUUGUUGAGGCCCCUUUUACAAAACAUCAGUCUGAAUUUAGUAGACAGAAGUCACUGGGAAAAGCUUGACAGGCUCAUGCUUAGCUAAGGCUCCCUCCAGCUGCAGAGGGUGUUUUUGUUAGAAUCACACAUUGAGCAAAACUGCUUAGAAUAGAGCAAUGAUCUCAGUAGCGAAAUCUGAACUUUUAUGCUAGCAGGAGCUAACUGGGACUGGGCUCUUUUGUUUGUUGGGGUUUUGCUCCUUUUUUAAAAUUUCGUAUUUUUAUUUUUGCUUUUUUACCAAAGACUUCAGGGAGUUCAUGUCCGUGCUCCACAUUUUCUUCAUCUAGGUAUGGCUGUCUUGGAAUCUUCCUAUACUUUAAAAUAGCACAAAAUACAAACAUUUAGAAAAUAAUAAUAGAAAGAAAAGAAAAAACAGCAGAGAAACAAGCAGCAUCCAGCACUGGAGCUUUCAGCGUUCAGGAUCUCAGCACUAAAAUUAGAGGAAGGGAAGGUCCGAUAUCUCUUCUGCAUUAGAUUGAGAAUGUGUGCUUUACUGCCCAACCCAUUCAGACAGAAGAAAGCUGUUCAUGGUGGUCAGAAGCUCUGGACUGUGAAGAGCAUGGGUCUGAAGAUGUUAAAAUGAUGAAACCCUCUCUCCUUCUGGAGCAGCGCACGGCAGCCAUGACAUCUCCUUUGGUCCUCCAUGGAAGGUACGCUGUAGCCUGCUGCUGAACUGUUAUGACAUGUCUCUAGCAAUCAGAAAGAAAAGCUGGGAAGAGCAUGUGACCCAGUGGAUGGGAUUGGCUUUGGAGUCUGUGGAGUAUAAUACAGCAUGUCGUCACGGACUCGUAGCUGAUAACUUGCAGACAAGUAUGGAAAAAGAUGAGGUUUUGAGUGUGGACCGGAAAGAAAAAUGCGCUUCGUUUCCAGAAUGCUGUCACAGUGGAGAGCCGAUUGGCUUCCCUGCAAAGCAGCUUGGAAAUGUUUCAAAGGAGGUGGAUGAAAAUGAUAACCAUGAAGAUGAGGAGCAUUUUCUGGAGGCCAGCACAGAAACUCUAGUCCAUGUGUCUGAUGACGAUGAUGACUAUUCGACACUCAACCUGGAUAGUGUUAACUACCACAUCACUGCUGUUGGAAGGGAACCAGAAGCUGAAGAAAAGAAUUUAAAUGGAGCAGGCUCCUUAGCACAGAUGGUACCAAUGAUGGAGGGUAACAAGGAAACUGAAGCAUCUGGCAUAAUUGGGGAUAUUAGUAAGAAACCUGGUUGUGACAUAGUUCCUAAAGAGGAGAUGGAAGAAGACACUUGUGGCAGUAUUGGAAAAAGCCUGGAGCUUUGUAAUUAUGAAGGCUUAAAUGAAGUAGUAAGUGUAGAGAAAGAAAAUCUUUCUAAUUCUCCAAAUGUGAAAGAAAUUAUUAUGCCUGGGAAACAGCUGCUUCAUACCGCUGUAAUUGCACAACAGCGCAGGAAAUCUGAUGCUUUUAAAGAUGGGCUUGGAAAGUCUGAGUGUAAUGUGGUCGAGAGUGGGAUUUCUUCUGAUUCAUGGACCAGCAGUGAUAGACAACCAUGUUCAUCAGUGGAAUCCAGCAACUGCCUUAUGCAAUCUUCUCCUUGCUCUCACAUCCCAGCAGUGGAAAAUGGUCUGGAUGAAAGUGGUUUCACAGAACCUCAAGUGGCCCCUGAAAACAAAUGCCUUUCAAAUGUCAGUUCAGCAGAAGAUAUUCAGUGUUUACAUUUAAGGAAUCAUUUGACCACACAAGAAUAUUCAGACAGUCAAGUGAAACUGCGCAAAAGAAAGGAAAUAACAGAAGAUCGGGAUCGACCACGACUGGAUUCAAUGGUGCUGUUAAUUAUGAAACUGGACCAGCUGGAUCAGGAUAUUGAAAAUGCUCUCAGUGCAGGCUCUUCUCCAUCCAGCACCCCAACAUACAAACGGAGGCAUAUACCUGAUGUUGAAUCUGGUUCUGAAAGCGGAGUGGAUGUUGCUUCAAUAAGUCACUCACAAACAAACUUAUCUCCUAACAUUCAAACUCCUGACCCAGCACCAUCCUGUUCAGCAGCCAGUUCUGGAGCUAAACCAAAGGCUGGGGCUAUGCCAGUUAUUUCAGAGAAGGAGAAGGCUGAAAUCGAGGCCAAGGAAGCUUGUGACUGGCUGCGGGCUGCUGGCUUCCCGCAGUAUGCACAGCUCUAUGAAGAUCUCCUCUUUCCAAUUGACAUCGCUCUAGUCAAGCGAGAGCAUGACUUCCUGGACAGAGAUGCUAUUGAGGCCCUAUGCAGGCGCUUAAAUACUUUAAACAAAUGUGCAGUGAUGAAGCUAGAAAUCAGUCCCCACAGGAAAAGGAGUGAAGAUUCAGAUGAAGAUGAACCAUGUGCAAUAAGUGGCAAAUGGACUUUUCAAAGGGACAGCAAGAGGUGGUCGAGGCUUGAGGAGUUUGAUGUGUUCCCUCCAAAGCCAGACUUGAAUAUCUCCUCCCCAGAAGCUCCCCACCUUACAAACGCAGCAAGCCGUGAGAGCGUGCUCACAGACCUCAGCGAGCGGCAGGAGGUGGCUUCAAUUCUCAGCAUCAGCAGCACCAGCAGCCACCAACCAACCCUGCAGAGCGAGGCAUCUACCACCAGGACAAAUUCCGUUGUGAGCGUUUGUUCGUCGAGCAAUUUUGUAGCAAAUGAUGACUCAUUCAGCAGCCUGCCCUCGCCCAGGGAGCUGAAUAGCUUCAGCUUCAACACAAAAGCAAAUGAGAAGAACACCAAAUCUAAAACAAAGAGCCUGCUUAAGAGAAUGGAGAGCCUGAAAAUCAAGAGCUCUCACCAUGGCAAGAACAAAGCUCCUUCAAAGCUUGGCCUUAUUAUUAGUGGGCCCAUCCUGCAGGAGGGCAUGGAUGAAGAUAAGCUGAAGCAACUUAACUGUGUGGAGAUUUCUGCCCUCAAUGGCAACCACAUCAGCCUCCCCAUGGUACGAAAAAGGAGCGUCUCCAAUUCCACCCAGACCAGCAGCAGCAGCAGUCAGUCUGAGACGAGCAGUGCCGUCAGCACACCCAGCCCUGUCACGCGAACGCGGAGCCUCAGUGCAUACAAUAAAAGGGUGGGCAUGUACCUGGAAGGCUUUGACCCCUUCAACCAGUCAACCUUCAGUGAUGUGAUGGAGCAGAACUUCAAGAACAGGGGAAGCUUUGCAGAAGACACCGUGUUUUUUAUCCCAGAAGAUCAUAAGCCCGGCACUUUUCCCAAAGCACUCUCCAAUGGCAACUUCUCUCCAACAGAAAGCAAUGCUUCCGUGAACUGGAGGACGGGGAGUUUCCAUGGCCAUGGCCAUCUCACCCUCCGGAGGGAAAACAGUGGAGACAGCUCCAAAGAGCUGAGCAUGGGAAAACGGCGCAACUCUGCUAGCUCAUUGAGCAGCCGCCUGAGUAUUUAUGACAACGUGCCAGGCUCGAUCCUGUAUUCCAGUACGAGCGACUUGGCCGACCUUGAAAACGAAGACAUAUUCCCAGAGCUAGACGACAUCCUGUACCAUGUGAAAGGGAUGCAGAGAAUAGUAAACCAGUGGUCAGAGAAGUUCUCAGACGAAGGGGACUCUGACUCAGCGCUCGACUCCAUCUCCCCCUGUCCUUCCUCCCCAAAGCAGAUCCACCUCGACGUAGAUAACGAUCGAACAACACCGAGUGACCUUGACAGCACAGGGAAUUCACUUAAUGAAACAGAAGAGCCUUCAGGGAUGCAGGACAGAAGGGACUCUGGGGUGGGCGCGUCUCUGACACGGUCCAGCAGGCACAGGCUGAGAUGGCACAGCUUCCAGAGCUCCCACCGGCCCAGCCUCAGCUCGGCGUCUCUGCAGAUCAACUGUCAGUCCGUGGCACAGAUGAACCUGCUGCAGAAGUACUCGCUCCUCAAGUUAACCGCUCUGCUGGAGAAGUACACACCUUCCAACAAGCAUGGUUUCAGCUGGGCAGUACCAAAAUUUAUGAAAAGGAUAAAGGUGCCAGACUAUAAAGACCGAAACGUAUUUGGAGUACCACUGCAAGUCAAUGUUCAGCGCACUGGGCAGCCUCUUCCACAGAGCAUUCAACAAGCCAUGCGGUAUCUUCGCAACCACUGCCUGGAUCAGGUUGGACUAUUUAGGAAAUCUGGAGUCAAAUCAAGAAUUCAGGCUUUACGUCAAAUGAAUGAGAGUUCAGCAGACAGCGUCAACUACGAAGGCCAGUCUGCUUACGAUGUAGCAGACAUGUUAAAGCAAUUCUUCCGUGACCUACCCGAGCCCCUCAUGACCAACAAACUCUCUGAGACCUUCUUACAGAUAUACCAGUAUGUGCCAAAGGAUCAGCGUCUCCAGGCUAUCAAGGCUGCCAUUAUGCUUUCUGAUGAGAACAGGGAGGUCCUCCAGAUUCUUCUCUAUUUCCUGAGUGAUGUCACAGCUGCAGUGAAGGAGAACCAGAUGACACCAACAAACCUGGCGGUGUGCUUAGCACCUUCCCUCUUCCACUUAAACACUCUCAAAAGAGAGAAUUCCUCCCCAAGGGUGAUGCAACGAAAACCAAGCCUGGGAAAACCUGAUCAGAAAGACCUAAAUGAGAAUUUGGCUGCAACCCAAGGGCGCCAUAUGAUUGCUGAAUGCAAGAAGCUCUUCCAGAUACCCGAAGAAAUGAGCCGGGGCCGAAACUCGUACACAGAGCAGGACCUGCGUCCCCUCAGCCUGGAGGAGCCAGGGCAACAGCAGCACCACGGAGCCCUCCGACUACACUGCUACCUCCAGGACUGCGUGGACGACUUGCUGAAGGAAAUGAAGGAGAAGUUUAAAGGCUUCAGCUGUUCCACCUCAGAGCAAGCAGAACUGGCCUACAAGAAGGCGUGUGAAGGUCCCCCACUCCGGUUAUGGAAAACUACCAUUGAAAUUGCUGCCACACCAGAGGAAGUUUUAAAUCGUUUACUUAAGGAGCAGCAUCUUUGGGAUGAAGAUCUUAUAGAUUCAAAAGUAAUUGAACCUUUGGACAGCCAGACAGAUAUCUACCAGUAUGUCCAGAACAGCAUGGCACCUCAUCCAGCCAGGGACUUUGUAGUCUUAAGAACAUGGAGAACAAACUUUCCCAAAGGAGCUUGUGUGCUUUUAGCAACUUCAGUGGAUCAUGACCGUGCUCCAGUGGCAGGUGUCAGAGUCAAUGUGCUCCUGUCUAGGUAUCUGAUUGAGCCCUGCGGGUCAGGAAAAUCGAAGCUUACCUACAUGUGCAGAAUUGAUUUAAGGGGCCACAUGCCAGACUGGUACACCAAGUCUUUUGGACACUUGUGUGCGUCUGAAGUAGUUAAGAUACGAGACUCUUUCACUCAUCAGAGUCUUGAGAGCAAGGAAGUAAAAUCCAGGUGACUACUGAAGAGGAACAGCCGUGCGCUCCACACCUCAGCAACACAGAUGUUACCCAAAACUGAGGCUCGUCUGCUGCAGACCAUCUGAAAGUCAUGUCAUGAAGGGAUGACAGCAUGAGAACUUGACUGUGAGCAUUACCAUAGGACUGUGGCCAUACCAUACACUUUAAAGCUGCUUCCUGUCUGUGUAAGGCCUAUAGUGUAGGCCUUGACUGGAAUACAUAGGAGGACUGUGCAAAGAAAUAAGUAUUGUACUAUUAGAUGGUUUGAUUUGCUUCUGAGAAGCAAAAUUCUUUAAAUGCAAAAUAUAUUAUGAAAUAUGGUGAAGGCUCAUCAUUCCCAUGUGAAAUACUUAGCUUUAUGUAUAUACCCAUGUCAUUUUAUUUGUAGUGCGUUGAGGGACUGGUGUAUCCACUGGAAUAGUUGGUACUCUUCAAUGUGUUCUCACUGAGAUAAGCAGAGAAAGGUUUGCACAGAGAUUAAAGUGUGAAUGAGUGUGUUGAUGGUUGAAAGGAUAGCAGAAGUUGAACUUGAAAUGUGUCUGGUACACUGAUAGGCAGCCAGGAUGGAUUUUAGUAUACUGGAUACAGUUGAACCUAGAAUUUGACUCCUCCGUGGACCAUGAGUUGCCAUCCUUCCCAUUUGCCAGUUCUGCAUUUUCCUCAGCUCUAAUGUUAAAACCCCUACGCAGAUGUUACAAUAGGCUUGCUCUGGUUAGUGUUCACUCCUUAUCCAGAUGAUCUUUUGGGAGUGAUUAGCAAUUCUAUAGCAAUUUUAAGUAAAUAUACUUUCAAGCAACACCGCGGUUUAGAACUGAAAUGCUUAUGCAAUGGUCAAGAGAGCCAGUAAUCUCAAUUGUUAUAUUGCCUAAAAAAUGUUUGUUGCUUUUACUCCUAUCUGUGUUAACUAUAUGUGUUUUAAUGAGCUUUUAUAUAUAUUACUGUCUUCUAACACUCAAGAGGAAAAAGUAAACACUGGAGUCCUGGUGUUGGGAUGUGGCAGGACUCCUGCAGCAGCAGGCAGAGCGUGGUGAGCAGGAAGGGAAGAUUUGUAAGAGUUUGUUCCCUUUCUCUCUCUCCUGUGCUUGUUUUUCCAUAAGCUGCACGUUAAUGUGAACAGAACCUGAAUGUUAGCUAUUUGGGGGCAGAGAGGAAGGUGGGACUUUUUUCUUGUGUUUUUGUUUGUUUUUAAACCCUUUGGGAUGUUCUCCCCUCUGCAACAAUCAAACUACAUGAACUGUAGGAAGUCUUGAGGUCCUCUGGAAAGGUGUCUUUAUGUAGGUUUUACUGUAAAGGUAAGGAUUUGCUUUCGAGGUGCAGUAUUAAGUGAUAAAUGUAUUUUGUGGCUAGGGUAUGAAUGAGUUCCAAGAUGGAAUUUUGACUGAGACUUUGUUACCAUUGUCAGUAUUAUUUUAAGCUUUUUGAAGAUUUUUUUUAUUAUGGCAAAUAAUGUAGUACUUCCAGUAACAAUGUUCCUCAUGAGUAGGAAAGCCUUGUAUAUUCUUCUACAUCAAACACUUUUGAAUUUGUAAAAUUGUAUGUUGUACAUACCAUUCUAUUGUAAACAUGUAUACUUGCCCACAGCGUACUGUCAAACAUAGAUAAAGCAUGAUAAAGAUUAUUUAAAAUAUACCUGUAUUUAUACCUCAGAUAUUCUUUUUGGGUUUUUGUACCUCAAGUAUGUUUUCUAUUGUAAAUGUGCUUUACAUGACUAUGAUCUAAGUGAGAGAAAGGAAAAUGUUUAACUUGCUAUAGAUGUCUGUACAGAAUAUACUCAAUAAGUGCACUAUUAAAUGUUUAAAAUUG
Cygnus olor (mute swan) is the source of this 7374-nucleotide messenger RNA. RefSeq names its product rho GTPase-activating protein 7-like. Gene Ontology annotation, molecular function: protein binding; lipid binding; GTPase activator activity. Gene Ontology annotation, biological process: regulation of Rho protein signal transduction; signal transduction; actin cytoskeleton organization. Lineage: Eukaryota; Metazoa; Chordata; Aves; Anseriformes; Anatidae. The record is from RefSeq and is a predicted model, not a curated record. Gene Ontology annotation, cellular component: membrane raft; focal adhesion.